Messenger RNA from Closterium sp. Naga37s-1, 597 nucleotides. The record is from the annotation of a GenBank genome assembly. Lineage: Eukaryota; Viridiplantae; Streptophyta; Zygnematophyceae; Desmidiales; Closteriaceae.
AUGGAAGACGUAAAUAAGGAGGGCAGGAGCCUAGUAACGUCAUUCAUCUCUCCGCUUCCCAGCUCUCUCCUCACCUUCCCCGCCCUCCCCUCACCUUCCCCGCUCUCCGCUCAUCCUCCCGCCCCUCCCUCGUCUUCCCCGCUUUCCGCUCAUCCUCCCCGCCCUCCCCUCAUCUUCCCCGCUUUCCGCUCAUCCUCGCCGCCCUCCCCUCAUCUUUCCCGCUCUUCUCUCAUCUUCUCCGCUCUCCCCUCAUUCCCCCCUCUCUCCCUUCUCCCCCUCAGCACCCCCUUCAUAUCAUUGCCGCGCUCUCUUGUUCCUUCCUUCACGCCCACCCUCAUCUCCCACCACUCACUCACCCCUCGUUCCCCCUCUUUCCCCCACCUUCCUGCUUCCCCUUUUUCCGACUCACUCUUCGUCUCCUCCCUUCACCCAUACCUGAACUUCGUCCCUGCUCACGCCUUGUCUCCCUCCCAUCCACCUCUUGACUCCCUCAUCUUCUCGAUCCUCCCCCUCCCCCCUCCCCCCUCUCCGCCUCCCCCCCUCCCCCCUCUCCCCCCCCCCCCCCCCCAUCACCCCCAUCACCCGUUCACCUCUUGA